UCGCCGCGGCCGGAAGCGGAAGCGCCGAGCCAGGGCUGGGAGGGUGGCGGUGACGUGGAGGCGGACGAGACGGAGGGACCGGAGGCGCCCCGAGAUGCUCACCAAGUUCGAGACCAAGUCGGCCCGCGUGAAAGGGCUCAGCUUCCACCCUAAGCGGCCCUGGAUCCUCACGAGUCUGCACAAUGGCGUGAUUCAACUCUGGGACUAUCGCAUGUGCACCCUGAUUGAUAAGUUUGAUGAACACGAUGGGCCCGUUCGAGGCAUUGAUUUCCACAAGCAGCAGCCGCUCUUCGUCUCUGGAGGAGACGACUACAAAAUUAAGGUCUGGAAUUACAAGCUGCGCCGCUGUCUCUUCACCCUCUUGGGGCACCUGGAUUACAUCCGGACCACUUUCUUCCAUCAUGAAUAUCCAUGGAUCCUUAGUGCUUCUGACGAUCAAACCAUCCGCGUCUGGAACUGGCAGUCGAGAACCUGCGUUUGCGUGCUGACCGGGCAUAACCAUUACGUGAUGUGCGCAGAGUUCCACCCUUCAGAGGACCUGGUGGUAUCAGCCAGCCUGGAUCAGACUGUGCGCGUUUGGGAUAUUUCUGGCCUGAGAAAGAAGAAUCUCUCCCCGGGUGCUGUGGAGUCGGACAUCCGGGGGAUCACCGGCGUUGAUCUGUUCGGUACGACCGACGCGGUGGUGAAGCACGUCCUUGAGGGCCACGAUCGAGGCGUGAACUGGGCCGCCUUCCACCCCACCAUGCCGCUCAUCGUGUCCGGGGCAGAUGACCGGCAGGUCAAGAUUUGGAGAAUGAACGAGUCGAAAGCCUGGGAGGUGGAUACCUGCCGCGGCCACUACAACAACGUCUCCUGCGCCGUCUUCCACCCGCGCCAGGAGCUGAUCCUCAGCAACUCCGAGGACAAGAGCAUCCGCGUCUGGGACAUGUCCAAACGCACGGGCGUUCAGACUUUCCGCCGGGAUCACGACCGCUUUUGGGUCCUGGCGGCUCACCCGAACCUCAACCUCUUCGCGGCGGGCCACGAUGGGGGCAUGAUCGUCUUCAAGCUGGAGCGCGAACGCCCCGCCUACGCCGUGCACGGCAACAUGCUCUACUACGUCAAGGACCGUUUCCUCCGGCAGCUGGACUUCAACAGCUCCAAAGACGUGGCCGUGAUGCAGCUGAGAAGCGGGUCCAAAUUUCCCGUCUUCAACAUGUCCUACAACCCGGCCGAGAACGCCGUCCUCCUCUGUACGAGAGCCAGUAACCUGGAGAACAGCACCUACGACCUGUACACCAUUCCCAAGGAGGCCGAUUCCCAGAAUCCGGACGCUCCUGAAGGGAAGCGCUCCUCGGGGCUGACGGCCGUCUGGGUGGCUCGGAACCGCUUCGCCGUUCUGGAUCGCAUGCACUCGAUUCUCAUCAAGAACCUGAAGAACGAGAUUACUAAAAAAGUCCAGGUUCCAAACUGUGACGAGAUCUUCUACGCCGGCACCGGAAACCUGCUGCUGAGGGACGCCGACUCCAUCACCCUUUUUGACGUCCAGCAGAAACGGACUCUGGCCUCGGUCAAGAUCUCCAAGGUGAAAUAUGUCAUCUGGUCGGCCGACAUGUCCCACGUGGCCCUCCUGGCGAAGCACGCCAUCAUGAUUUGCAACCGGAAACUGGAAUCCCUCUGCAAUAUCCAUGAAAACAUCCGGGUCAAGAGCGGAGCGUGGGACGAGAGCGGGGUCUUCAUCUACACCACGAGCAACCACAUCAAAUAUGCCGUCACCACCGGGGACCACGGGAUCAUCCGCACUCUGGACCUGCCCAUCUACGUGACCCGGGUCAAGGGGAAUAAUGUCUACUGCCUGGACCGCGAGUGCCGCCCUCGGGUCCUGACCAUCGACCCCACAGAGUUCAAGUUCAAGCUGGCCCUGAUCAACCGGAAAUAUGAUGAGGUGCUUCACAUGGUGCGGAACGCCAAGCUGGUGGGCCAGUCCAUCAUCGCUUACCUCCAGAAGAAGGGCUACCCGGAGGUGGCCCUCCACUUUGUCAAAGAUGAGAAGACCCGCUUCAGCUUGGCCCUGGAGUGUGGGAAUAUCGAGAUUGCUCUGGAAGCCGCCAAGGCCUUGGACGACAAGAACUGCUGGGAGAAGCUGGGAGAAGUGGCUUUGCUCCAGGGGAACCACCAGAUCGUGGAGAUGUGCUACCAGCGCACCAAAAACUUCGACAAGCUCUCCUUCCUCUACCUGAUCACGGGAAACCUGGAGAAGCUGCGCAAAAUGAUGAAGAUCGCCGAGAUCCGGAAGGACAUGAGCGGGCACUACCAGAACGCCUUGUACCUGGGGGACGUGGCCGAGAGGGUGAGGAUCCUGAAGAACUGCGGUCAGAAGUCUCUGGCCUACCUGACGGCUGCCACGCACGGCCUGGAGGAGGAAGCCAUGAACCUGAAGGAGACCUUCGACCUGGAAAAGGAGACGAUCCCGGAGAUCGACCCAGACGCCCAGCUGCUCCAGCCGCCGGCCCCCGUCAUGCCACUGGACACCAACUGGCCCCUGCUGACCGUCUCCAAGGGCUUCUUCGAAGGCACCAUCGCCAGCAAAGGUAAAGGAGGGGCCUUGGCGGCCGAUAUUGACAUCGACACCGUGGGCACCGAAGGCUGGGGGGAGGAUGCCGAGCUGCAGCUGGAUGAAGGUGAGAUCUCGGGGGGUCAGACUAGAUGCCCCGAAGCCCUGGCGAAAGGCCAGGAGGAAGGCGGUGGAUGGGAAAUCGAAGAGGACCUGGACCUCCCGCCUGAACUGGACGUGGCGGCAGGCCCUGCCGGGGAAGCCGAAGACGGCUUCUUCGUUCCCCCCACCAAAGGGACCAGCCCUGCACAGGUCUGGUGCAACAAUUCGCAGCUGCCGGUGGACCACGUCCUGGCAGGGUCCUUCGAGACGGCCAUGCGGCUCCUCCACGACCAGGUGGGCGUGGUGACCUUUGCCCCCUACAAGCCGCUCUUCCUGCAGACCUUCGCCCGGGGCCGCACCGCCUACCAGGCUCUGCCCAGCCUCCCCGCCAUGUACGGGUACCCCCACCGCAACUGGAAGGAAGCCGGGUUGAAAAACGCCCUCCCGGCCGUCGGCCUGAAGCUGAACGACCUGAUCCAGCGCCUGCAGCUGUGCUACCAGCUGACCACGGCCGGCAAGUUCGAGGAGGCCGUGGAGAAGUUCCGCGCCAUCUUGCUGAGCGUCCCGCUGCUGGUGGUCGACAACAAGCAGGAGAUUUCCGAGGCGCAGCAGCUGAUUGCCAUCUGCCGGGAAUACAUCGUGGGCCUCUCCAUGGAGAUCGAGAGGAAGAAGCUGCCCAAAGAGACGCUGGAGGAGCAGAAGCGCAUCUGCGAGAUGGCCGCCUACUUCACCCACUCCAACCUGCAGCCGGUCCACAUGAUUCUGGUCCUGCGCACGGCCCUCAACCUUUUCUUCAAGCUCAAGAACUUCAAGACGGCCGCCACCUUCGCUCGCCGCCUCCUGGAACUCGGACCCAAGCCCGAAGUGGCCCAGCAGACGCGGAAGAUCUUGACGGCGUGCGAGAAGAACCCCACCGACGCCUACCAGCUCCACUACGACAUGCACAACCCCUUCGACAUCUGCGCCGCCUCCUACCGGCCCAUCUACCGGGGGAAGCCGGUGGAGAAGUGCCCGCUCAGCGGGGCCUGCUACUCCCCGGAGUUCCGCGGCCAGAUCUGCAGAGUCACGACUGUGACCGAGAUCGGCAAGGACGUCCUUGGUCUCCGAAUCAGCCCCUUGCAGUUCCGCUGAGCUUGCCCCGGGGCCCUUAUCUUUUUUCAUUCAGCUUCUUCCUUGGCUGCCUCUUUCAAACCCUCCUCCCUUUUACUGUUGGUGGGCCCUUAUC
Pogona vitticeps (central bearded dragon) is the source of this 3860-nucleotide messenger RNA. The record is from RefSeq and is a predicted model, not a curated record. Lineage: Eukaryota; Metazoa; Chordata; Lepidosauria; Squamata; Agamidae.